Molecule: messenger RNA, 381 nt
Organism: Cavenderia fasciculata
Lineage: Eukaryota; Evosea; Eumycetozoa; Acytosteliales; Cavenderiaceae
Exons: 1
Coding region: 1-381 (126 amino acids)
Biological process (GO): extracellular matrix organization
Cellular component (GO): extracellular matrix
Molecular function (GO): extracellular matrix structural constituent; carbohydrate binding
Source: RefSeq, a predicted model, not a curated record
AUGAAAGUUAUCUUUGCCUUGUGUGUUAUGUUACUUGCCUUGUCAGUUGCUGCUGCUCAACAUCACAACGACAUUACCAUCAGUCAUACCUUGAUUGGUAGUUGGACCGAUUCUCACACUGGUGAGUGUUUCUCCCAAUACGAUGUCACCAUCACCAACAAAUGCAAUAGUGCUCGUGUCUGCUCUCUCUGCAUUGGUACUGAUGCCACCUGUCGUCUCCGUGAUAAUAAUGCCAUCUGGAAUGUUGUCCGUCUUUCCAAUGGUGAUAUUACUCUCCCAGCCAACCAAACCAUCAAUGCCGGUGCCUCGUACACUUUUGGUUACAUUGUCCAUGGUACUGCCGUCCCAACACUCUGUGUUAAAUCUGUAAACUUUUGUUAA